Messenger RNA from Racocetra persica, 636 nucleotides. The record is from the annotation of a GenBank genome assembly. NCBI's taxonomy places the organism in Eukaryota, Fungi, Glomeromycota, Glomeromycetes, Diversisporales, Gigasporaceae.
AUGAAUAAGGAUAGACAACCAACUAAAACUCCUCCCAUUUCCCCUCUCGUUUAUCCCGAGGAGCAAGAUGAUUGUCCUUAUAAUGAGACCAGCCUGACUGAAAUUUCUCCAGAUUAUAGUGGCAUGAGAGAAGAUAAGACAGAAGAAGAUCUUAGGGUAGGUUUGACCCAUAAUGUCGUGGUUAUGGCUCGAAAAACCGCUGACGGAAGGCCGAAAGUAGAGGUUGAUGAAAAUCAAAAACAUGAUUUGCCUAUGCAACCCGACAGCGCCAAAGAAAACUUAAAAUAUACUAAAAUGAUAGUUGAUUUGGCUGGCGAACAAAAUAUUAAUCUCGCCCAAUACGAAAUAUUUAUUCUGAAUAGUCUGGGAGCGGACCGGUUUAGAAAAGAAAGAGAAAUUGCCUGGGGAAAAAUUGGUGGAAAAUCGGCAGGCAGCGCUCUUUAUUUAGCGGUAUUAAGUGCCUUGACUAAAAAACCUAUUUCCGCCCAAGUAGUCGCCACCGGGGCCAUCGCUGAAGAAGCCAUCAAAGGAAAAAUUAACGGCCAGGAAAUUAUUUUGGAGAAAGGAACUAAUUUGCCAAUUAAAAGUUUAAGGGAGAAAAUAAAGGCUAGCAAUGAAAAAGGAAUUAAUCACUUG